Messenger RNA from Gymnodraco acuticeps, 2531 nucleotides. RefSeq names its product chloride channel K (gene clcnk). Gene Ontology annotation, cellular component: membrane. Gene Ontology annotation, biological process: transmembrane transport; chloride transport. Gene Ontology annotation, molecular function: voltage-gated chloride channel activity. The record is from RefSeq and is a predicted model, not a curated record. NCBI's taxonomy places the organism in Eukaryota, Metazoa, Chordata, Actinopteri, Perciformes, Bathydraconidae.
GCUCGGGGAUACCUGAGGUGAGGACCAUGCUGGCUGGCUUCAAUGCUCACUACUUGUCUCUCACUAACAUGUCUACCAAGUUCCUGGGCCUUAUCUGCACACUGGCAGCCGGCAGCACUGUUUUCCUGGGCAAAGUGGGUCCAUUUGUGCAUCUCUCCACUAUAAUUGGAGCCUACCUGAGCAACCUCUGCAAUCUCAUACCAGCCAAUAACAAGGAAAAAGCUGGUGGAGAAAUGCUGGUUGUAGCUGCUGCAGUGGGUGUAGCCAGCUGCUUUGGAGCCCCCAUUACCGGUGUGUUGUUCAGCGUGGAGGUGAUGUGUUCUCACUUCGCCCUGAGGCAUUACUACCCGUGUUUCUUCUCCGCCGCCUGUGGGGCGCUGACCUUCCGCCUAUUCUCCGUGUGGAGUGGAGAUGAAGUCCUCAGGCAUUGUUUUAAAACGAAUUUCCCCGCUGCUGUUCCCUUCUACUCGCUGGAGAUUCUACUAUUUGCCUUUCUUGGGCUGCUGUGUGGAGCUGUGAGCUGCUGCUACCUCGCCUGCCAUCGGUGGAUGCUGCAAUUCACUAAAACAAACCCAAUGUUCAACAAGAUGCUGACCACAGAGAAGGGUCUAUACUCAGGCAUGGUGGCUUUCCUCCUGGCAUCUCUGACAUUCCCCCACUCUGUUGGUCAAUAUAUGGCUUCUAAGCACACCAUGAAGCAGCUCCUGACCUCCUUACUGGACAGCAGGCAGUGGAGCUCUCAAUCCCACAAUGCAUCUCUUCACCUGGGGCCUGAGGCUUUGUUGGAGUGGAGCUCGUCAGGGAGUCCUGUCUUCCUACCUCUGGCUGUCUUUCUGCUAAUGAAGAUGUGGAUGUUAGUCCUUGCCUGCACCCUGCCUCUGCCAGCUGGAUACUUCAUGCCAGUGUUUGUCUACGGGGCGGCUUUGGGUCGUUUUCUUGGAGAAGGAGUAGCUUAUGUGUCUUCCACUGGAUUGAAUUCAGGCCUGCAGUGGGCUUCUAUAAAUCCUGGCGGUUACGCACUUGCUGGUGCAGCAGCCUUCUCCGGGGCCGUGACACACACCCUGUCCCCGGCCCUCCUGGCUGUAGAGCUAACGGGACAGUUCAGCCAUGCCGUCCCCGUCCUCAUUGCCACUCUGCUGGCCAACGCACUGGCCCGCUCGGGGCAUCGGCCAUCUUUCUAUGAUGCACUUUCCAUCAGCAAGAGGCUCCCAUACCUGCCCUCCCUGAAAAAGGCAUGCCCCCGGCUUCCCUCCACACCAGUGGGACAGGUUUUAGGAGCGAUAUUAGUGAAGCUUCAGAAAGCUGCUGGGCCGGUGGAGGUCAAGCUGGCUGUCAACACCAGCACCGACUCACAAAUCCCAGUGGUGGACUCACAUGAGUCGCAGAUUAUUCUGGGAUUUGUUCUUCGUGCAGAGCUGCUGAUGUUCCUGCGUCACUGCGAGAGCGAGGCUCUGGAGAAACAUCUGGAUGAGGUCUGCUGCAUACACCCGACCUCUGUUCUGUUAUCACCUCACAACACUGUUCAAGAGGCCCACAGUAUCCUGAGUCUGGUUGGAGCUCAAACCUUGUUUGUCGCAGACAGGGGAAGGCUGCUCGGGCUGAUCACCUGGCCAGAGAUGAAGAGGAUAUUAGAAGACUUGGCCAAAGAAAUCUAAGCGACACACAAGAAAUAAGCUCAUCCCUUGAGCUUUUACUUUUAAGUAAACAUGAAACCAUCUCAGUCUUGAUCAGCUGCAAUAUAAACCUGGCUCUGGUUAUGACAUCAGUUCUUCAAUAUCCUAGAUUAAAAAUAUUUGCGACAAUCAUUACUGAGGAGUAGGCUCAGAGAAAAAAACGUUUAUUACAGCUUUCUAUCUGGCAUUUUAUUAUAUUGCAGGAUCUCAUGCAGGAGAUAGCACAACCUGCACUGUGUGACACUGCAAUAUUAACAGUGAGCCUAGCCAAUUAUAAUAGUGCUUUUCACACUGUGUGUCACUCUCUAGAAUUUACGCCCAGAAGCUAAGGUACCCAAACACAAUUAACCCAGGUUAACCUAAACCCAGGGCUAUACAAUAAAGACUGCAUUUUCCUGGGUUUAAUGGCAGUUGUAACAUGUGAUCCUUUUUUAAAUUGUAGAAUUUUACACCAUGUAACCCUGCUGCUGUGCUAUUAAGAGACUUUCCCCUCUUCCUUCAGCCCUUGGAUUCAAUUUAUUUCAGUCAUGGUUAAACCAUACACUCCAGCGCGUGUACCACGCUCUGCAUUGGCCAAUCGGCUAGCUGCCCCCUCACUGCGAGUGGGACCCAGGAACCCCUGAACAAAAACAUGCCUGUAUGCUAUCCUGGCUCCAAAAUAGGAAAAAAUCUGUCUUCUGUACGUAACACUGUAUGUUCGUAUAUGAAAUAUAAUGACUUAAUAAAUCUUUUUGCAGACCUUAGAAACUUUCUUUGAAAAAAGUCAACACAUACUGUAUUGCCUGGCAACAACAAAAUUGUGUUGUGAUGCAGGCAGUUCGUUGCACACUCCACCACAAUACUUCACAAUAAAAUGUC